AUGCCUCCACUUCUCAACCCAACGAAUUCGCUCCGUACAGAAAGGCGGCUCCCGCUCGUCAGUCUACGGCAUCUUUUUGAAGUGUUCCUAUUAUUGGCGCUCUUUUCUACAGCUUUGAGAUCGGCUUUCCUUGCACGGAGACGAAGAACGAUGACUAGUUCGGGUAUGGGUCAAGGUGACUUGCCCAUCAAUCAAGAGAAGAAGUUGGCCAUUCACCAAAGAAAAGAUUCAUAUCAAGAGGAAGUUCAUCUCAAAGGGGAGAAUGUAGAGACUUUUGGCGCUACUUUAGAAGAGACGUCAAGCACAGAACGACAGAACGAUGUCUUUCUUCGUCAGCCAUCGCUCGACCGGGAACCGAACCAGUACCUCCAGUCGCUCCAACAAGAGACACUCCAGCCAGUACUGUCCCCGAUCUAUCCUUGGAUAUCACCGCCGCAGAACCUACCAGGACCAUACGACGCGCCCUACUACCCAGUGCCAUUACCUACUAUUAAGACCGAAGAGUCACUUCACGACAGAACUGAGUCGACUACUAUCAAGACCGAGCCACCCUCGGAAGACGUGCCCGAAGAACUAUCAACUAUCUCAUACACCCGCCGCGUCUCGCCAAACAAUAUUCCCGACCACGAGUCACUUCUAGAAGGAACAGUCACGGUCUCAACCAAAGGCUGGCGACGCACUCAAUGGACCGUCACCGCAGGUUGA
Molecule: messenger RNA, 705 nt
Organism: Alternaria viburni
Lineage: Eukaryota; Fungi; Ascomycota; Dothideomycetes; Pleosporales; Pleosporaceae
Exons: 1
Coding region: 1-705 (234 amino acids)
Source: RefSeq, a predicted model, not a curated record